This is a messenger RNA of Carica papaya (papaya), 640 nucleotides long. It is a transcript of the gene ROXY2, whose product is annotated as Thioredoxin superfamily protein. NCBI's taxonomy places the organism in Eukaryota, Viridiplantae, Streptophyta, Magnoliopsida, Brassicales, Caricaceae. The record is from RefSeq and is a predicted model, not a curated record.
UUCUGACUUCCCCUUUGUUUUCCUGAUAGUUAUCUGUUUACGUAAUACGCCAGAAGCAGAAAAUCAUCAAGCGAGGAUCUUUAGUGAAGUAUAGAAUUCAAAAUGCAGUACCAGGCGGAGCCAUGGGGACGAAGCUCGUACAUGCGAGCUGCUUCUGCGGCGAGAACAAUGGUGGUCGUCAAUGGCGAUCCUUUGGAGAGGAUACAGCGGCUGGCGGCGGAGAAUGCGGUGGUGAUAUUUAGUUUGAGUAGCUGCUGCAUGUGCCACGCUAUCAAGCGCCUGUUCUGCGGCAUGGGGGUGAACCCCACGGUGUACGAGCUGGACGAAGACCCGCGCGGGAAAGAGAUGGAGAAGGCGCUCAUGAGGUUGAUGGGAACUUCGCCUGCUGUCCCUGUUGUAUUUGUCGGCGGCAAGCUCGUCGGAGCCAUGGACAGAGUCAUGGCCUCGCAUAUUAAUGGCACCCUCGUGCCUCUCCUCAAAGAAGCCGGAGCGCUCUGGCUCUAGCUUUGACCUUCUUUCUUUUUCUUCUUCUCUGGAUCUCUACUUCAUACUGUAACAGUUUUAUUUUCCUUUUUACUUUUUUUUUUUACCGAUAAAAAAUCAGAAAAAUGGCGACUUGAGAAGAUUAUAUAAUAGGAAA